AUGGGGCCCCCGGGCAAUAGGGAUCAUGGGGCCCCUGUGUCCUUGCCCAAACUCGAAAAAGCCUAUGAAAAAGGUACCAGGGGCAUCUCAUGGGGCCCCCUACUGACCCCGGGCUCUCGAGCAGUGCCCAAGUUUCCAAAUGGUCAGUCCGUCCCUGGCUGAGAUCCACCCAGAUGCCUUACCAGGGCGGACUGACAAUUCACGGGGCCCCUGGGCAAUAGGGGAUCAUGGGGCCCCUGUAUCCUUGCCCAAACUCAAAAAAGCCUAUGAAAAAGGUACCAGGGGACUCUCAAGGGGCCCCCUACUGACCCCGGGCCCUCGGGCAGUGCCCGAGUUUACAAAUGGUCAGUCCGCCCCU
Staurois parvus is the source of this 358-nucleotide messenger RNA. NCBI's taxonomy places the organism in Eukaryota, Metazoa, Chordata, Amphibia, Anura, Ranidae. The record is from the annotation of a GenBank genome assembly.